AUGGAGUUUGGCAUCAAAUGCUUCUUCUUCUACGUCCUCUUGGCCAGUACUGCUGCCCUGUCCACCGCGCACAUCGCUUUCUUUGACGAUUAUUGGCAGAGGAAAGCUGAGGAGGCACGCAACGAGACGCUCAGUGCCUAUGCUUCUGACCCUACCUCCGUCGUCAAUCACUUCAACUCCGCUCACUUGCACGAAAAUAGCACGAGAAGGGGGCUCGCCCACCGUGCCAAGAAGGAAGCCGCGUGCUCUGCGACCAACCCUAUAGACCGGUGCUGGAGGUGUCAUAGUGACUGGAUAAACUACCGCAAGACGUUGGCGGAGUGCGUCAAGGGGUUCGGCCACAGCACCGUCGGCGGCGUGCGCGGCAAGUUCUACGUGGUCACCGACGCCUCCGACAAAGACCUCGUCAACCCCCGGCCGGGCACCCUCCGGUACGGCGUCACCCGCGACAAGCCUCUGUGGAUCGUCUUCGCCCGCGACAUGGUCAUCCGCCUCCAGCAGGAGCUGAUGAUCAACAGCUACAAGACCAUCGACGGACGCGGCGCCAACGUGCACAUCGCCUACGGCGCCGGCCUCACCGUGCAGUUCGUGAAGCACGUCAUCAUCCACAACCUCCACAUCCACGACAUCAAGUCCGCCUCCGGCGGCCUCAUCCGCGACUGCGAGACCCACUGGGGCUUCCGCACGGCCAGCGACGGCGACGGCGUCAGCGUCUUCGGCUCCUCCCACGUCUGGCUCGACCACCUCUCCAUGUCCAACUGCGCCGAUGGCCUCAUCGACGUCAUCCAAGGCUCCACCGCCGUCACCAUCUCCAACUGCCAUCUCACCCGCCACAACGACGUGAUGUUAUUAGGCGCCAGCGACUCGUACUCCGACGACUCGAAGAUGCAGGUCACCGUGGCUUACAACCACUUCGGUAGAGGGCUGGUGCAGAGGAUGCCAAGGUGCCGAUGGGGCUUCUUCCACGUAGUGAACAACGACUACACCCACUGGCUGAUGUACGCCAUUGGCGGCAGCACGCACCCUACCAUCAUCAGCCAAGGCAAUCGAUUUGUUGGGCCCCCAAACGAUGCAGCCAAAGAGGUGACUCACAGGGAGAAGGCAGGGGAGGCGGAGUGGAGUGGCUGGAACUGGAGGUCGGAGAACGAUCUAUACAAGAACGGAGCAUUCUUCGUUGAGUCGGGACACACGGUGUCCGGCAAGUUCUCCAAGAUCGAAUUCAUCAAGGCGAAGCCAGGGAAUUCGGCGGGGCGGCUGACUCGCUUCUCGGGGUUCCUCAAUUGCUACCCGGGACGCCCAUGCUGA
Molecule: messenger RNA, 1305 nt
Organism: Zingiber officinale
Lineage: Eukaryota; Viridiplantae; Streptophyta; Magnoliopsida; Zingiberales; Zingiberaceae
Product: pectate lyase-like
Exons: 3
Coding region: 1-1305 (434 amino acids)
Molecular function (GO): pectate lyase activity
Source: RefSeq, a predicted model, not a curated record